AUGGAGCUUCAAUGGCCUUCUUUCCAGGUCCUGUUUACUUUUUCUCUAUUUAUGAUUAUGGCACUGAAAAUAGUGAAGAGAGGCAAAACCAAAGACUCCGCUAUAAAUCUACCUCCAGGGCCAUGGAAGCUACCUUUUAUAGGAAACAUACACCAGCUCGUUGGCUCUCAACCCCAUCGUGCACUACGAAGCUUGGCGAACAGAUAUGGACCGCUCAUGCAUCUAAGGCUGGGAGAAGUUUCGACCAUAGUUGUUUCGUCGGCGGAGUAUGCUAAAGAAGUGAUGAAAACCCAUGAUGUUAUGUUUGCAUCAAGGCCCCCUCUCCUUGCUUCAACGAUCAUGUCUUAUGGUUCUACAAACAUUGGCUUUGCUCCAUAUGGUGAUUACUGGCGACAACUACGAAAAAUUUGCACACUAGAGCUUUUAAGCCCAAAGCGUGUUCAAGGGUUCCGGCCUAUUAGAGAAGAAGAGGCAAUGAAUCUCAUGGAAUGGAUUGCUUUGAGAGAAGGAUCACCUAUUAAUCUCACUGAGGAAAUUUACUCAUCCACAUAUACUGUCACUUCCAGAGCAGCCUUUGGUAAAAAAAACAAAGAUCAUGAAAAAUUCAUAUAUGCUGUAAAGGAAUCUAUAAAGGUGGCAGCAGGCUUUGAUCUUGCAGAUGUUUUUCCUUCUGUCAAACUGCUUAAUCUGAUAGGUGGAAUUAGGCCUAAACUUGAGAGGCUACAUAAAGAAACUGACAGGAUAAUGGAAAACAUCAUCAAAGAACAUAAAAAAGAUAGAGCAACAUCAGAAAGUGGUGAAGGUAAAGCAGAGGAAGACCUGGUAGAUGUUCUCCUAAAAUUUCACGAGCGUGGCAAUGGCUUUGAGUUUUCCCUAACUACUGACAACAUCAAAGCUGUAAUCUUGGACAUUUUUGGUGCUGGGAGUGAGACAUCAGCUACAGCUGUAGAUUGGGCAAUGUCAGAAAUGAUAAAGAAUCCCAGAAUAAUGAAAAUAGCACAGGAUGAGGUGAGGGAAGUGUUCAAUACAAAAGGUCAGGUAGAUGAAACAGGCAUUAGAGAGAUGAAAUAUUUAAACUCAGUGAUUAAAGAGACCCUGAGGUUACAUCCUCCUGCUCCCCUCUUACUUCCAAGAGAAUGCAGAGAAAGUUGUGAGAUUAAUGGAUAUGAAAUACCUGUCAGAACCAAGGUCAUUGUCAAUGGAUGGGCAAUUGGUAGAGAUCCCAAUUACUGGACUGAACCUGAGAUAUUUUACCCAGAGAGGUUCCUUGAUAGCGCCAUUGACUACAAGGGAACGAACUUUGAGUAUAUCCCAUUUGGUUCUGGAAGGAGAAUAUGCCCUGGCAUAUCAUAUGGCCUGGCCAACGUUGAGCUCCCGCUUGCAUUUUUGUUAUACCAUUUUGAUUGGAAACUCCCAAAUGGAAAAAAUCAUGAAGAUCUGGACAUGACCGAGGCUUUUGGUAUUACAGUCCGAAGGAAAGAAGAUCUGCACUUGAUUCCCAUUCCUUAUCAUCCUCCGCCUACUGAAAAAUCGCAUGAAUAA
Molecule: messenger RNA, 1542 nt
Organism: Prunus mume (Japanese apricot)
Lineage: Eukaryota; Viridiplantae; Streptophyta; Magnoliopsida; Rosales; Rosaceae
Product: cytochrome P450 71D11-like
Molecular function (GO): oxidoreductase activity, acting on paired donors, with incorporation or reduction of molecular oxygen; heme binding; iron ion binding
Source: RefSeq, a predicted model, not a curated record